Molecule: messenger RNA, 474 nt
Organism: Schistocerca nitens (vagrant locust)
Lineage: Eukaryota; Metazoa; Arthropoda; Insecta; Orthoptera; Acrididae
Product: glycine-rich protein 1-like
Exons: 2
Coding region: 1-474 (157 amino acids)
Source: RefSeq, a predicted model, not a curated record
AUGCGGCGAGCGGGCAGGCGGCAGGCGGGCAGCCGGGGGCGGCGUUCGGGCGGCGGGCACGCGGCGUGCGGGCAGGCCGCAGGCUGCCAUCCGGGCGGACAGGCGGCAGGCGGGCAGGCGGCGGACGGGCUGGCUGCGGGCGGCCUUCCGGGCGGGCAGGCGGCGGUCGGGCGGUCGGGCAUGCGAUUUGGUCCGCGGCGGGUUCCAGCCGCGCCUUCCGACUUCGCUGCCGCCCCCAGGGCAGCAUCAGCAGCCGUCGCCGCUACCACGCCGCCAGCCCGUCCCGUUGAUGCCUCCCGCGCAGCUUCAUGCGGGAGCUCCCCGGGUGGUCGCUCCGGCGCCUGCGGUCCCUCUUCAGUCGCCACCGCCUUCGGAGCUGAUGGACGUCGACCCCUCAGCCGGGCCGCCUUCCCAAGCGGUGGCUGUGCAGCCUGUACUGCAGCCGCUUUCCUUGGGCACCCCCAAGGAGUCUGA